Porites lobata is the source of this 43936-nucleotide messenger RNA. The record is from the annotation of a GenBank genome assembly. Lineage: Eukaryota; Metazoa; Cnidaria; Anthozoa; Scleractinia; Poritidae.
CAGGCUAACUUUAAUAAUGACGUCUUGUAGAUCUUAUGACUGAAGAUAAACGCCGGGGAAAAUGGCGAAAGGUUCUUCGUUUGUGGUGGUAUUUUUCCCCAGUUUUCUCGUUUUCUUUCUAUUUGCAGCACCUUCGAUUGCACCUCCUGCAUUACUUUCUGAUUCCUACAGUCAAAUUGCACAGAAGUUUGGAGUUCCAUUUCCGCUUCCCCAACUUCCAAGUUUGUCUCGUGGCGUCUCUGAACACUGCAUCCACAGCCUCUACAAUCUGUUUAGAAACCCCAAACUUCUGGCGUAUUGUAAGUAUGAAUAAAAUAAAAGCUUGAUCGCAUUCAGUCCAUUUCAAGGUUGAGUUGAAGAACAAUUGGCCUUUUUUCUGUGUAAUGGAUUCUUCGCGCGAUCUACCGCGUUCUCAUGUGGUGUGGCCGCCGGUUAUUAGCUAAACCACUCACGACUCUGUGAUUCAUGAUGGCCAACACGACUAGUUUCCUUAGUCUCAAACUUAGCAGCAUUACCAGCUAGGCUUUGAAACACUUCAGUAAUCAGUUACCACUCACUCGGUUGUUUUCUGCGGCCAGAUUUGGCUGAAAUGUUGAAGUUGACUUUUAGGAAAAUGAUACAGGGUGUGAUUUAUGUACUAAGAGGUCAUGUGACAUCGUUUUUAUGAAAAUGAAAGGUAUAUGACUUUGCCUUCGAAAAACGAUCAGUGGGUCAUAUCUUAAACAAAAUAAUAGUGAUUUGGUUUUUCAAACCCGCGCCAUUUUCUUAAGGGCCAAUGUCUGUAAUUUUCGUAAAUUGGUUGACAGUCGUGAAUUUUUGAAUUUCUUCAUAUUUUGCCCAAAUAAUCUCUAUAGUACACUAAUUUAAAAGACCACGUUAAAACUUGUAACGGCUUUUUAUUUUUUCAGGAAUCAGGUAAAAAUUGAAAAACUCUAAAUCGGCGCUCUUUCGAGUAUGAUAAUAUCUCUAAAUGAAAUCAAGUUACAAAACAGACACGCGCUUUUACUUUAUAAUUCAGCAAUUAAUUUUCAAUUUUCCGUUUAAAUGUGACUGUGCCGGCCGAAAGAAGAAACACGGUUUCAGCACUUUUCAAAAAUGGCAAAUUUGACCUAACUUCACCAUCGUUAAAACCCAGUUGGGACUUGGAAGAAGAAGAACUGUAUUGAAGCAUAUCCUUUGUUGUUGUUUGUGUCAAAAUAUUUCUGGCGGCAUUUAAUUUCAAACGCGCCCCGUCGAUAGACCAAAAUCUGAACGGUAUUUUGACACCAGAAAAGCGCGUGCAACAAGCAAGUUUCGUCGCUUCGAAUAUUACAGGGGCACCCAACGAGGAUAUCCACUUAAACAUAGCAUUGUUAAACGUAUUUUAGUAUUUAAAAGGUAGAUAUAGGCAUAUUUUUAUCUCCUAAAAAUUUUUCAUCUGUUCGGAUUUCCUAGCUGAAAGUCUAGUGAUGAGAUGCGAAAAUGAUGGGGUUCAAAAGUUACCUUUUCGAAAAUUUCAGCGAGAAAAAAGGCUACCGAAAAUUCUAGGUGACCUUUUUAGGGUAAAAAUCCGUUAAAAAUGGCCAAUUAUACCAUUGUUUGGAUGUUCGAAAAUCCUAGGAGAGGCAGGCAACCUAGAAAUUUUACAACAAAUGUUCCGAAAAUUCUAGAUCUCAACUCGUCUUCCGAACAGAUAUUUUCCGAAAAUUGCCGUUGGGUGCCCCUGAUAUUAAUCGUCUAUCGCAAACAUAAGUUUCUUCGACACUUAAACCCUAUUCAGAGUUGUAACGGUUUCAGACUAUAUUUCGGCGUUUCUGUUCGGUUUAACAUGAUUCCUUUCAGACUGAUUUUGGCUUUGAGUCUUUAUUGUACGUUCGUAUAGCCUCUCGCACAUAUUCAAACUUGGGUGGUGGCGCCUGUGGCCCCAGUAAUGCUGAAUGUAUUGCAAUUAUAGAAAAGAUGUCUUGUGUCACUUGGUAUGCUCACUUGUUAGUCACGAGAGUAGGUAGGGCAAUAACCAAACAUCGACCCUACCAUGCUAAUGAUAAAAGUAAGGUUUUCUGCAUUUACGUUAGGCAUCUUUGUUUGAUCCACAAAAUUGGCGCAUGAAAAUAAGAGUUUUCCUUCACCACCGCUAAAUGUUUGGCUCCGCAUCGCGGUGCAACAAAUCACGUGGUACCGUUCCAGAACAGCCUACUGGCUUCUCAUAAAGGGGUCCGUAAAGGCACACUGAUUGAUGACUCUGUAUGGCCUGAAGAAAAUGAUAUACGCAGACGUUUUCUGAGCGACGAAGUUCCAGCCUUUACACUCCUUUUUCGUUUCGAAAAUAGACGAGCACGAGAGAGACGAGAGAGAGCCCGUUGGGCUAGUGCUCAUUAAAUCCCCAGCGGUUUUUAUUUUAAUACGCGAAAUCGACGAUCUCCAAAGAGAAAAUAGAUCGACGAUCUCUAAAGAAAAAGUAGAAGGUCUGUGAGCAGGCUACGAAGGUGCUUGCUAUUAUUUUAGUGAACAUUACAAGAGGUCUCAGGUGACUAUGCUAACAUCACGAAAAGUUUACUUAGCUUGUUUAACUCUAGGGAAGGAGGACGAGAUGGGUGGGUUGGUUUGCAUUAGGUUCUCUAUUAGGUUCAACCCUACACAUACAAAAUACAAAAAUUCAUGUCUUUAUCACUACAUUUAGAGCUAGCAGACUUGCUUGAUCCUCACCACAGCUGAAUGUUUGGUUCCGGGUGGCGGAGCACAAAUCACGUUGUACCGUUCCAGAACAGCCUACUGGCUGCUCAUAAAGGGGUCCGUAAAGGCACAUUAAUUGAUGACUAUGUGCGGCCUGAAGAAAAUGAUAUACGCAGACGUUUUCUGAGCGACGAAGAUGCAGCCUUUACACUUCUUUUUUCUUUCGAAAAUGACCACGGACUUUUCUCCUUGCUCUUUGCCACUAGGCUGUCGUUUUUGCCUGAGAGAUACCACCACGAAGGAGUUUUUGCACACAAGUCACUGCAGGUGAAAACCUAGUGAAAAGGGAAUUCUCCAUCUGAAAUUUUAAAUCGAAAUGAAAUGCCAUUUACAGCCUUUUCCUUUUUUCUCCGCAACGUAUUUGGUUAAAACAUAGUAAGUAAAAUGGGUGAGGCAUUUUUAAGCAUAUUUUCAUUUACGCGACGGAUUUUUAUGUUAUGGAAAAGAACUUGUCAGUGAAUUGGUUUAUUUUCUAGCCUGCGAACAAGUGUCGUUAGGUGGUGGCAAACAGAGGCAGGUGACUAUUCCCUUUUUUAGGGGAGCUAGCAUGUACGUACAUUCUGGUCUAACAGCUCGUAUUGCACGCGUCCUAUGCGGCUCAAAAUAGCUCUGCACGCACGAGAUCUCGUCGAGAUCUGCCAUACUGUGUAGACUGGCCUCGUCUGUUCGAGGGGCGGGGGAUCAGAUAGUUUAGAAUUCGUCAACAGCAGGUUGAGGUCUCGCCAGAAGAUGCCCUUGCUGCAGAUGAGCAAAGCAAUACUACUUUCAGUAAUUGAAACAUGUUAAAUACUUGUAUUUUGCUCAUCAAAUGUGUCCAUUUUCCAUUGUCGAUUUGUGGUUUUUCAGGAAUUUUUCAAACAGUUUUACUCAUUUCCAUUUCCCUGCUCUACUUUCAUGUUGCAUGUGGCGUACGUGUGUACCCAAAUCCCUCAAUUCAUUCUGAGGUGACCGAAAAAGAAGUCUAUGCGCCGCUGAGCGGGGUUGAGAUUAGUUUCUUACAGGCAAAGGCUCAGAAGGCUGAGUGCAAAUAAAAGAAAACUAGUCUGAAAAGUUUGCAGACUCAGCUUACUCUAUUUGUUUUCUUGCUAGGUUUGGGUUUCGGUUUGUACGUCCUAAAAUCAAGAUUAGUUCGAAAUAUUUUGGAGAAGUCGUUAUAAAACUAAAACAUAAAAAAGUUUCAUUGUCAUUUUAUUUUUUCUUGUACACUCGUGCAAUGAUUAUUCCUUGUCUGUACAGUUGCGUGACCUGACUCAAAUCACACGCGGGCUUUCACUCCUUUCACGGCGUUAAGUCCAAGAUUUCAGUAAACUGCGGCUACUUUCAGUUGAAACCACUGUUGUAAGUUAAUUCUUAUAGAUCUCGUGUCCCAUUCAGAGCUAGCACGCCGUUUCUAGCGGCUUUGUUUUAGGUGCAGAGACUCGAGGUGAAUAUUUACACUGUAAGGCCUUAACAGCGUUGUCUUUUUCAGCUACUUGCGUCCAAUCAAAUGCAGUAUUUUUUUUUUUUUAAUAAAUAUCAAAUUGAAAAGUACUUUUCAAAAGAUUUUAAGAGCUUCCCUUAAUGUGCCCCUUGUAUAAGAAGCUAAGUUUGCAAAAACUUCCGUGUGCCUAUACUCGCGGCUAGUGACUGUCUGUGUUUGUUUUGCGACUUGAUUUCAUUUAGAGAUAUUAUCCCGUUUUUAUGUACGAGCGCGAAGAAAAUACUUAAUUUUCGCUAAUUUCAUACGAAAGAAUUAUAAAGUAAAAGCGCGUGUCUGUUUUGUGACUUGAUUUCAUUUAGAGAUAUUAUCAUACUCGAAAGAGCACCGAUUUAGAGUUAUCUUUGCCCGAUUAAUGAAAAAAUAAAAAGCCGUUACAAUUUUAAUGUGAUUUUUGAAAAAAGUGUACUAUAGAGGUUAUUUUGGCAAAAUAUGAAGAUAUUCAAAAAUUCACUACUGUCAACCGAUUUUCGAAAAUUACAGACAUUGGCUCUUAAAAUGAGUAAUUUCGUAGCUCAUCACGUGACCACAAUGUGAUUUUUAAAAUUAUGAAUUGCACCUCCAACCUCGUUCCCAGGGUUCUCUCCUACCCGCCCUACGUAGGGCAGGUAGGAGAGAACCCUGGGAAAGAGGUUGCUGUACCUCUUUCUGAACACAAAUUUUGCUCUUAAAUUUCAAGGAAAAUGUUGAAAAGAUGAUGCGGUAACGUUUACAGCACAUCUGAGCAUACGUAUCAAACGUUUAACAAGAUAUAAGCAAAACGUAGUUUUGGCCGCCAUGUUGGAGGGCAAGAGUAUGCCCUUCAACAUGGCGGCCGAUACAAAUCAUACCACUUUGUUGAAAAAUCAAAGUGCCAUAAAAUAUCUCCCUUAAAUGCUUUUCCUCUCAAAUUUCGGGCGUAAGAUAAUCUCUACGUGCUCUGUCAAUUUUUGGCAUCCGCAAGAUUCCAACUCAUUCAGUUUAAAGCAAGCAUUGAUCACUUGACCUCUUAGUGCAAGUGAGCUAUCAUCAAAGGUUACAAUCACCCUUAGUUGAAAGCAGUUAUUCCUUGCAUGUCUGUGGCACUGGAAAAUCUUCAUGAGUGAUCAGCUGUUCGCACCUCCGAUAGAGGGAUUUAACUGUCUUUUUUUUCUUGCCGUUUUGAAGAAGGAAAAUGUCUUCAUAUUACAACUAUUUCGAGAAAGGUUGUCGGAAAAAGUGCGCGCGACAGUCCUGAAAGGUAUUGUGGGUGGUGUUGAGUUCACUGUUCUGUGUUCUUCAGAGAAAUUUGACAGAAUGGCAAGAGAGGCCAUAGAACAUGUUUGCGAAUGCUAAACGAAAGCAACAAUAGAAAAUUCGACAGCUACAGUGUCAGGAACAGAGUGUUGAUCAUAUCCCAUAUUACCUUUCAGGAUUGUCGCGUGCACAUUUUUUCGGACAACCUUUCUCGGGAAAGCUGUAAAUAUAAUGUUUUCUAUAUGCAGGAGGCCAUGCACAAAAAGUGUUUUAGUGCUAUCCCCCGAUAAAAUCAAGUGUGUAAUCUGCCAGUGCAGCACCAUUAGCAAUUGAUUAUCAUUUUUUAAUACCUUUUGGUGCAAAUGUAUAAAGCAGAUGCGUUGUUUCACAUCAAGAAGAAAAUUAUUUUAAUUCAGUUCAGUUCCCCAUAAGUCAGUUGCCCUGACGAAGUCUUUAAUAAAGACAAAAUAUCGGCAAGAGUCGUUUCUUCCAGUUUAUUGAGGUUACGUACAAAUGAGGUAUACUUUUUAAAGGGUUUAAAAGUAUACUGAAUUUCUACAAGGGCGCGCGUGCGCGACUACGUUAAUACUACUACCUUACCCAGAGAUUUUGAGGAACAAUACAAGCAUUACGUAAUAGCCUGUUGAGAUUUCCUUUCAAUUUAACUGAAUAAUGAUGUAGAGGUUGAAAAAACAAUUUGAAUUUGGUUCAGAGCAUAACAUUGUGUAUAUGUUGUAGUGCAAAUCUUUUCUUGGUUUAAAUUUUAUUUUCUUUUGUUCCAAACUCAUUAUCAUACAUUAUCAUGCACAAAAACAAAAGAAAAUUUAAACCAAGGAUAAAAUUGAACCACAACAUAUAUAUCCCCAUCUAUUUGUACUAACAGCCUGAUUUUUGCCAAUCCUGUAAUUUCACAAAUUUAAAUUCUUGUGACGUCAAACUGCUCUAUAGCCCUUUCAAGAUUAUAGGUGAUCAAAUUUCCUUUCCUAUUUAAUAUGAGACCAUGAAAAAGACAACACUCAAGUGUUUAAUUUGUUAAUAUGUCAACAAGAUAUAGAAUUAUUAUAUUAUUGUAUUUUUUCGUGCAAUCAUAGAUUGAAUUUUUUUCCUUACAUGUCUCUUAAAGAUUUUGAUCGAUGAUCAAUUUUAAUUGAUAAUCAGCAGAACACUAAUUGAGUAUAAUAUUCCUCAAAAUUAGAUUCAUUUUUUUUCAGACUUGGAUGCUACUGGUAAGCCUCCCAGUGGAAUUCUUGUUGGAAACAUUGCCUCGUUAGGAUCGUAUGAUGAGUGCACAAAUUAUAUUCCUGACGCACAUUACUGCAUGGUGAGAAGAAAUAACAGAGCAGUACUAAUAUGCACUCACCAUUAGAUUACCAUCUAAUGUUCAUCUUGUUUGCGAUAGACCUUGAGAAAUAACUUGUGAAUGGCAAAACCACAGCAUACUAUCAAACAAAUAAUUAUGCUUCCCAUUGUGUAGCAUUAUAUCAAAGCCAUAUCAAAUGUUACAAACAACGGAAUGAAGUUUGACAAACUGUUCGGCUGACAAGUUUCCGGUGCAGUCCAUUUUAAACUUCUUUAAGUUUGUCAAUCCGUGUCUUUAUCUGUAGGGAGGCAAGCUGAGGCAGCGUGGCUGAGCAGUUAGAGCAAUAGACUCGUAAUCUAAAGGCCCCGAGCUCAAGUUCUGCCCUAACUGCUAGCUGGAUUUGUCCACGGUAGUCCUGAGCUAAAAUCUACAGCCACGCUUGUAAAUUAAAGCCCACUGGUUUGCCUCCUUUUUUGGCCAGAUUGGAGUUUUAACCUUAUUUAACCUUGUGGCUUUAUUUGUUUCAUUAUCCCUGAAAAGCCCCAUAAGAGGAGUGGAUAAUUAAGUAUUUCGAAGUAUUUACUUCCUAAAUGAAGAUAAUUUGGAAAAAUUCAUUUUUUUUAGCGGCAGGAGUAUUUUGCCGAACGCUGAAUGCAGAAUGCAAAACGCCAAAUGACGCUGACGUUUAGUGAUUAGGGUUUGGAAAUGGAGUGAAUCAAUUUCCAUUUAGAGUCAUUAUAUCGGGAAAAUUGACCGGAAAGUUUAUUCACCCUGUUUCCUAACCCUAAUCACUAAACUUCAGUGUCAUUUGUUAUUCUGCAUUCUACAUUCAGCGUUCUGCAUUCUGCAAAUAAAAUACCCCUGUUGUACUUUUUAGAAAAAGAGGACAAUAAUGUGUGGGGUGAACUUCUAAUUAGUACUCCUUACUUAUUAAGACUACCUUUUCUCUUAUUCCAGUUACAUCCUAUACCAUGGGGAAUAUGUGCACCGAAACAAUGUGAUGAGAAAGAUUUAACUAAAUUGGUGGAUAUUUUUUUUCCUGGUAAGGUGGCCAUUGUUUAUAUUGAAACGUUUAUUUUUUCAUUUAUGCUGACUAAAGUGUGGUGUAUACACUUACUUGGUUAUGAUCGAUGAUCAACUGAGCAGCGUGCAAAGAAAGUCGUCUCUGAUUUCCCGGGGCUAGUGUAUUUUGGGGAGCUAACUUUGCCCAAAAGGCAAGCUGCAAAACUAACUUUCUUUGCACCCUGAGGGGCAGUCUGAUUUUUUCAGCUGGUCAAUAACAACUUUAAUCAUCUCUGGUUUAUCAUACUAGCUUUCCUUGUUUUCUAAGUGAGCUUUUUCAGAAUUACCCCGCCAGACUAAACUGUCUGUAAAUGGAGCAUGUCUUCCAGCUAAAUUGCAUUAUACUCAGCUCUUGUAGAAGGACCAGUCAUUUCUCACUCUUUUGUGUAAAUAACUGCAAGAAAUUUGCUAAUGAACAGCGAUUUAGUGGAACAGAGACAAUUUAAAAAAAGCAUAAAAAGCGGAGGUUUCGGCGUCAUCAUAAUGUCAUUGGCAAAUUACCUUAUUGAUAAACACCAGCACAGAUCAUUAAGCAGAACCUUUUCGGUGCAGCAUUUGACUGAAAAUUAGCAGUACAGCUUGUCUGUGGGAAGAAAUCUAUGAUCGACCACUUCUCAAAUUUGUUUUCUUAACUUUUCUUAUAAAUUUGUUGUUAUAAAAUUUUAUAAAUUUAUAAUAACAAAUUUAUUUGAUGUUAGUUGUUAAAAUAGUUUUUGGAUUUUACUUAUGUUUUACUAGAACUAAAAAUCAAUGUCCAGGUUAAGUAAUACCACUCACAAGAGCUAAUGUAACAAUAUAACAUGGUUAACUGCGUGAUCAGAGUACGAUAACUAUAUGUUCUCUCUUUUCCCUUUCAGUUCUCAAAUUACCGGUAGUUAACAUAACGACUGAAUUCAGUCUUCGAGUGGCUAAAGGAAGCAAAGAGGCUAAACCUAUUUACUUUGUAUGCAAGAAAGAACCAGAAUACACAACUGGAGUGAUUGUUACUCUGUAAGUACAUAGCUAUAUGAAUCUUUGAAAUAACAACUGUGCAGAAUUUUUAGAACUAGUCGUUACAAAAUGAUAGUAUUAUAGAUAAGAAUGAUUAUUCAUAUGCAACUAGCCUACCGUAAAAUUCCGAAAAUAAGCCCCAGGGCUUAUAUUUUUCAAAGGCCUUUUUGAGGGGCUUGUAUUCAGAGGUGCCUAUAUACGGCGGGAAAUUUGUGUUUUAAAAUCGCCUAGGCUCAAUGUAAUGGGAGGGAAAUAUGCGUCUUUAAAUCCAAGCCAAGAUUGAAGAGUGAACUACGGAAACAGCAAUAAACUGUGACACUUUUUGACAGCAAUCAUUUGGCACACGUAAUAGCUAUAGUCCUUUGGCAAAUGCAGUGUGCAGUUUUUUGCUUUGUUUUAUUUGGAAUUUGAGGGCAAUUUCCAAGUACAAGCCCCUGGGGGCUUGUAUUUGGAGGGGCGAUUUAUCAGAGAGUUUUUUUGUUACUACUUUGGGGGGCUAAUAUACAUGUAUUUGGACGGGCUUAUACAUGGAGGGGCUUAUUUUGGGAAUUUUACGGUAGCCCAAGUAUUAAGUCGCAAAUUUGAAAUAUUGUGCCACUAUGUGUUCAAAGUAAUGCAAAUUGUAACGGGAAGUAUCUAUAUGUUUUUGUUUUUACAGUUUGUCACAUGUAUUGGGGUACCGAUGAUCGAUUAUAAUCAACCAUCAAUCAAAAUCUUUAAGCAACACGAUAAUCAAUUUUAAAAAACGUUCAAUCAAUUAUUGCAGGAAAAAAAACUUGAUGUAGGCAAAUAAGAAUAUUAAAUACUUGUGUGUUGUCUUUUUAUCGUCUCACAAUUCAAGGAGAAAGAGAAUUUAAUCACCUCAAAGCACCAAAAAAAUUGAGGUUCAUCGGAGAAUCAAACUCACGACCCUGUGAGUUCUAGAUCAGAUGCCCCAACCACUGAGUUACUGAAACUCUAUGGCAAACAGGGCUUAAUCCACUUAUGCCCCUUAUGUGAAACAUACAUUUGUUGUAUUGAAAGUUUGAAAUAGUCACCGUACUGAACUUGGCCAUAAAUCAUUGGGUGUUACGAAAACCAAGACCGUCUUAGUUUUUGAGAUUACGAAAACUCUAAAAUUGAAUUCGUCGAAGUAUGAAGUCAAGUUAUAACCGAGGUAGGUCUAAUCUGUCAAAUUAUCUUCUGACCGAUCCUUUCUACGGAGAUUUAGGUCACAUUUAGCGGUAAAUUUAGGGGUCUUAAGGUUUCGUAGUUCCGAAAACAAAGACCUCUCUUAGUUUUCGUUAUUACGAAAACUAUAAGACCCCCCACAAAAUCAAUCCGUAAAAUAAGUCGGUUUACGACCGUUCCAAGACUACAUUCUUUAAAACUGGGUGUAAAACUACUGAAAACUACUAUCCUUCUUCUACCUUGCAGACAUAUCAGAAUUCAGGCUUGCCCAAGGAUGAAAGUCAUACACUACCUGUGUAUAAUAAAAAUUGUACACUGAAAAUAUGCCUUACCCUGAUUUAUCGAUAAUUUUGGUAGUUUAUCCUUAAAAUCUUAAAAUUAGCAUUCUGCUGUAGAUAGAUUUGCUGACCUCUCGACACACAACUGUCAUGUAAUCUUCACUUUUUUGAGCUGGCAUGCACGUUUUUUUCAUGGUUUAGUUUAGUUUUAUGUAUGCAUACGCCAGCAACGAUAAAAUAACUCUUGGAAAGCGCAAUGUAGCAUAUACUUUUUUCUCACCCUUUUUAAGAAUGCGUUUUUCUGGCUUUGGCCAGGCCAGAAAAGGGAAAAAAUCCUUAUUUUUGUGAUGUUUAACCGAUAAACCAAUUGAUGAUCAGAUCGGAAGCGAUUUUGAUAAUAUUCAAGUAACGUGAAUCAGGUCAGCCGGCAACGAAGACAAAAAUCAUCUAUAGCAGAAUGCUGAUUUUUCGAUUUUAAAAAUUAUCGAUAAAUCGGGGUAAGGCAUAUUUUCAGUGUACAAUUUAUAUAUACGUAUUCUGUGGCUUUCAUCCUUAUGUAUGCCUAAAUAAAUAAUGUCUACAAAUUAGAAGAAGCGGAUCGGUCGCAAUCCGAUGUUUUAUAUAUUUUACGGAGUGGUUUUGUGGGGGUCUUACUUUUCGUAAUGACGAAAACUAAGCGGGAUCUUUGUUUUCGAAACUACCAAAAUUAAGACUCCUAAAUUUACCGCUAAAUUUGACCUAGAACUCCAUGGAAAGGAUUGCACAGAAGAUAAUUUGACAGAUUAGACCUCCUUAGGUUAUAAUUUGACUUCAUACUUCGACGAAUUCGAUUUUAGGGGGUGUUAGUUUUCAUAAUCUCGAAAACUAAGACCUAAGCCCGUCUUAGUUUUCGAGGGUCUUAAAUUUGGUAACACCCAUAACAGUGUGCAAAGAAAGUAGUGUCCGAUAGCCUGGGGCUAGUGGAUUUUGCUAUCGGGCUAGUGAAUUCUGUUUUUAAAUUGCCCGACGGGCAAGUGAUGUUUUUUGAGGAAUUCGAAUAACAGAAGAACUGUUAAUCAAUUCUGCUAGUCAAAACGUUUUUGGGGCUAGUUGAAAUGACGUCUGGGUUAGUAAACGCUAGCUUCAGCUUGCCCGAAUGACAAGCUGUAAAAGUGAUUUUCUUUGCACCCUGCAUAAAUCAUUAUAUUGCAUCUUUUAAUGAUGGUCCUGCAAGUUUUGUUGUCAAAAUGUAGGUUAAAUAUAUGUUUGAAAAUAGAAAGUUCUGUUGAAUAUUUUUGUUGUCUAUUUCUUCUUCUAUUUAGAACCUUGUGUGGGAUAAUCUUGUCCCUCUGCCUUGUUGGAACAGUCCUUGAUAUACUCUCUAGCUUUUUCAAACCACGCCCAUCAACAGUGAACAACACUGAAGGAUAUAUGCCUAUCGAAAAUGUUUCCAUAGCUAUUGAUAAUGAUCACGCUCCUCUUCAUGUUCCUGCCUUCGCAGAACAUGAUGGUAUCAGUGACAACUCACAAAUGAUUCAUUCCUACCAAGAGGGGACAGGGGUUCCUGAGUGUUCUCCAUUAACCAGCUCUCCUGAACAGCCGAAGGAACCAAGUAAGUUUUGAGUGUUGUCAGAUAACUUUUUUAAGACUGAUUCUUGCUUGCUUCACUUGGUACUCUUAUUUAUUUUGCAACCUGUUCAGCCGGGACAGUUAAACAUAGCACAAUGAGGCCAUCUUUGGCCGUUUUCUAUUACCUCCAAUUUUCAUCUUGGCAUACAGCAACCCGUUCCUUGGCAAAUUAUUUCUGAAAUAGGUCUUUAAGGGAAUGGUAUCAAGGCAAGAGCUGCAUCCUUCACCAUCCUGUUACUUGGCGGGGAUUGGGGGGUGGGGUUGUUUGCCAUAUGGCUAAUUCUAAAGGGAGUGACUGGGAGAAAGGCCCGUGCAGUGAUUAGGGCAGCUUUCUGUCUUGCCUUUUUCACCUACAGGUGUUGUACCUCUGUUGAAGUGAGGUCACAUGCUGAGGAAUCAAUUUCCCGUGUAUCUUUUGAACCAGAUUUCAGGUUUGCCUGCAGCAGAUGUCAGUUUUCCUUAUUAGGUUAUCUAAGAAAGUGAACAUUAUCAUUGCAGUAGAAUGAACAACCAAAGCGUUUGAAAAAAAAAAUAACUUGAAAAAAAUUCAGGCUUGGGAAUCAAACCCUGACCGUUCCAUUCAAGCUGUAGCUGGAGAGCAAGCCAUUGUGAGUUCGUAAUAUACCCGAUGUUGGAAUUGACAUGAAUAAUUGAUGAAAUGAAUCAUAUUUUGAACUACCGGAUAAAGAUCAUGUUCACUUUCAUAUCUGCACUGAAUACUUUUGUUGAUUGUGAAAGGCAAUUUAUUUGUUUAAUUACAAGUACUUUUUUAUACACACAGAUGUGGCGGCACAAUUCCUUUUGUGUUUUUCUCUUAUCCAAAACACAAACCGCAUUUUGAGUACUAAAGUUCCUCCAGGCGCGAUAACAUCAAUCAAUGGCAUGAGAGUAUUGAGUAUGUGGUGGGUUAUACUUGGACACUGUUACUAUUUUAUGCAGUUUCUUCGUCCAAGUAAGUUAUUUCAUAUUUUUAUCACCAAGGUUUUCCCAAAAAUUUACUUUAGAGGACGAAAUAAUUCUAGUAAACCCACUACUGUUUCUGAACACUUUCUCUCUCACUCUAACCAUUCUCAUACUGACAUGCAGUUAAUCCCACUAGAGAAAAUUCAUUCUUCACGUGACUCAGUUCGUAAGGCCAGGGAGUCGCAUUUGAUAGAUAAGGCCAUAACUCUUGAACCUCAUGGCCUAAACCGCCGUGACGAAUUAUUGUAAUCCAUAUCCUUAGUAUUUUUCCUUUCCAGUUUUUGUGUUGUACGUCAUUUCCGCCUCUACCUUUUAAACAAUUUUUAUUGCGACAUUCUCCAUCUAUAUAAUACUGUGAUUGCUACAUAAGUUCAGUAACAUCUGUAAACCUGAAGAAGACUGCUAUGGCCAGCCGAAAUAUUGUUAUAAAAAACAAUACACGUUGUUAUGAAUCAGCUCUGCACUAGUCUUUGGACUUCUCGUUUUUGGUUAUUUAUAUUUUGGCUGAUUAGAUCUCUCUUUUUAGCUCUUUUUUUUGAGAUCCAAUGUUUACAACUAGCAGGAUCUUCGUCCACGGUUUUUGCAGUUAAUUUAAUUCUAGUAGGCAGCAACUGUUUCAAUAUUCUAGAUGCAAAAAGGGCCUUUUGUGCAACCCCAGGUCUGAGGAGUGUCAGUGCAUCUAUAGAUUCGAUAUGCUGUAAUUUUUGCAUGGUUUUGUCCAUGUUCUUUACGUUGGUUUUGGCGGGCACUUUAUUUUCUCUGCGAGACAUCAACUUGACACUUGGACUCUUUUCCCCCAGAAGACACGUGGUAUGACGUGAUUCUGCGGGUGUUAGGAGUUCUGGGUCAGGCAUAAAAUCAGAGUGCACGGAUAUUUUUUCAUCAGAGCCUGAUCUCUGGUUGUUACACCAUACUGACGAGCCCCAAAGAGAGUGAAACAGCUGUCUAUGGCUACAAUCCCGCUCUGUUUUGAGUUCUUUUGGUGUCGUGUUGAUGUCUUGCAGAGUUAAUUUUCACAUGUACUGCAAUGCCGAAUGACAAAAAAUCUAGCCAUCAUACCACGUGUCUUCAGGGGGAAAAGAGUCCAAGUGUCAAGCUGAUGUAAUCCUAUAGUGUAACCAUUUAAAUGAAACCUCUCUUUCUACGUUCUUGCAUGGUAUUCAUUUCCUAGGAUUUUACAAAAUGACAUUUGUUUUUAGUUAGGGUAUGGAAUUAAUCUAGAAGCAAUGUUUUUCCCGGGGGAAUUUUGUCAUGAUUUCAAGCGACCAGUUCAGAAGUUCUAAGGAACAUACUUAAUGUUCUCGGAACUUUUGUAUUGCGUGCAGAGGAUUUUUAGAAGGCAUUAAAUGAAGCGCUCUGCACUGACCUGCAUGAGAACGAGGCUGAAGAAGAGACUUAAGACAAUCUGACUUUUAAAGAGUACUAACAUCAAUACCUUUUCACAUAAACAAAUUGAGACUCAUAUUUUUCACUAAAUUUCGACUUUUUAAUCUUUCUACUCUUCACUGUCAGAGUCCUCGCAUUCGUACUCAGUUUUUAGUGUAUCGGUAUCUUCACAUGCAUUUUCACAGGGAUCAUCACUGUCACAGCAAGAACAGAGGUGACAUCGAUUGUUUGAGCAUCGAUUCUUUUAACAGUCGUUGCACUUGACCAAUUGGACGAUUGCUUCAGGAGCAGGUGCUUCUUUUGUCAUAACGGGGAUCCAUCUAUCCUCCCUUUUCUCCCACCCGAAUCCAACUGGCUGUGGCAAACUAGGACAGCACACUUUAUCAUUGUUCCACACUAUUAUUUGAUAGUGGGUGCGAAGAAUUGCUUAAUAAAGUGCCCCCUGUGUUGGUAGAAGCCUAUCCGAUUCCGUCUGAUUUGUAAUGAACAUAUGCCAUCUUAAUGUAAAAGUAAAUGUCAAUGUAAAUGUCGCGAUUGAGAGGACAAACAUACAUGUCCUCUUUACAUAGCUUUUUUUUGCAGUGGGCUCGGACAUAAGCAUACUAAGUAGUAAGUAGUAAGCAUACAUCAGCAUACUACUUAGUUCCUUGACUUGUGAGAUACCGGUUCCAGGCUGAUAAAACUGGCAUAUAAACAUCUCUACAAAGGCCAAUAUCUCGUCUGGGGGAUGCAAUGUGGUUCCAAGGUUAUUGUAUCUUCUUCUGCGUCCAUGAACGUUUUCCAGCAUGAAAGUUUCCCUUUACCAGAAAAACUCCUAGUGAUAUCAGCCCCGCUGAAUGCGUGGAACUCUGGCACUUCUGCAAAUUUAACACUGCCGAGGGCGCUAGCUAUUGGACGUACAAAAAUUGUAGGCCAAACACACGAUGGUUAUCACCCGGCAUACCAGCGACAAAUCAUGUCUUCACACACAGCUCCAGAUGGCGCCUCAGAGGCAGAACUAAAACAUUUGUGUCUGGAGAAUGGAUAUAAAUCUCUGUUGCAGCGUUGGCAGUUGCGUCCAGAGCAUGCAGCAACGUCUUGGUGUCUGCUUCUUCAUGAUCACUUUGAAGAUGGUUCACAUUUUGAUGUGUUGCACGACACUGGCAUCCCCAGGCCACAACAGCUCGUAGAUUUGUCUUCAUAGCAUGAUCUAGGAACUUUUUCUGCCAGAUAGCUAUAUAGCUCGUUCUUGGUCUUACUAUGAGAAAGGAGUCUUCUCAUUGGUACCUUGGCGAUGUGCGUGGAAUUACUAAUGCAGUAAUAUAUGGGAUGCCUGUUUACUCAGGUAGCUGUUUACAGAGACAUUGGCAAGCCAUAUCUAUAUAUCUCGUCAUUGGACUUGUACUUAUGGUUGAUUCUGGCAGUAAAGUGCUCAGCUAAUUGCGAACAGUCUUUGAUAUCAUUCGGUUUGCCAAUAGAUUGAAGUUCAGCCAUAUAUUUGGCGUCAACUGACGGCGACUCGCAGUUGAGAUGAGGGUUCUAUAUUUACCCUUUCAUUUGCACUAAUCUGAGGGGCAGUGGUCGUUCUUUGCUCUGAUUCGUCACCAAGCGCUAAACUUUUCAAGAAGUUUCAUCAACGCGCUCUUUGCAGAACAGUGAAGCAUUUUACCAUCGGGUGCAAACAAAGACCUCGAAACUGACAGAAAACUCGUACUGGCAAAUCACUGAAAACACCCAUUUCGUGCAGCUAUUGAUUGCCUUUCGUAACAAGAGUGCAGCUUUAAACAAUAGUUUCAUUUGUUUUGGAUCGCCAGUAUACCUUUCGUUUCUACUUCAUGAAUGGCGGCAUCGUGUGUCUUCUUAAUGCUUAGUCGGUCUGAUUCGGUAACUUUUGGUGGUCGGUGAAAUUCCACUUCAGGUAUCAAAAUUUGAAGUAACUGUUGAAGUGUUUUUCGAUUGCAUACCGUACAGUUUCAUGGACUUUGUUUGCUUCAAGAAUACCGUCAGGAACUGGUAUGCCGCUUGUAAAUCGAACAUAGUCAAUAUCGUGCCGUCUCUUUAGUUGAUCUCUGCCAUUGCUAAAAACUCUGUUUGAGCAGUUUUCUCGCUUGUCAAUGAAUCAUUGUUCGAAGUAGUUCCUGGGUCAGGCUUGCACUGUACAUUUGUGACAUUAUUCACCAAACAUACCUUAUGAUACCUAAUUCCAGAAUCUUGUUCAUCACUGGUGUCUAAAGAUGUACCCAGUUUACCCGGAGCCAGUCGUUUCCAGAAUUGCGGUACGUAAGGACUGGGUAACAGAAGGACUGGAAACAGUAAGUAGGCUUUCCCGCGCGACUCACUGCCGUCACAAAAGAAUCACUUAUCUCUGCUAAAUGGUGCGAUCUUUUAGAUCUUGUUAGCCGCAGCGGUAUUUCUUCUGGUGCCGUUUUUGAAAUCUUCCGUCUUGUUUCAUUAGGUGCAGCCAACUCCCCCUUGUGCCGUUCUUCUGCUCGCCUGAGCAGUCCCUCUUUUGCUCGAAAAUCUGUGAGCAAUUGCAAUAUAUGACUUUACGGAUGGCGUUCUUAUACCACUUGAACACUGUCUGUGCCAAGAUGCUCCUUUAUCGUUAAGCUUUUGAGCUGUGAACGUUUUUAAUUUUGACCAACUUUCGAAAUACUCUAAGUGGCCGUAAGACGCCCUUUUUUGUAGGCACGUCGAUACUCUGUCAUGAGAAGUUGGGUUCUUUACAAGUCGUUCAUUUGGCUUAAUUUGGCCACAAAUAAUACACAAACUUAAAUUGAGGUCUUUGGCCUCUCCAGUCUCUGUAGAACUCGACAUUUAGACUGGAUAAAAGACGUAAAACGGCAAUAUCUACUCCAGAUGUUCAUGCGCCAACACACAACACAAAACUAGAAACUGUAAUAUGUAUUAGCACGUGCAAUGAAGGAAAAAAAAAUAGCCUAUAUAACUAUCAUAGAUUAAAAUUGGAAUUUCUUAAUUAUCAUAAAAGCAAUCUAGUUUAUACAUCACUUUUAAAGUGUUGGGAAAAAAACGAGGAAUGUUCACAUUUGUUACAGGACAAAUUAGUUGUUUUCCCACAUAACUGAUAUUCCAAGGAAUUAUAACUAAAAAUUCGGAUUUUAUCAACUUUUACCAAUGCAUUAGAGGUAAUUUAACAUUCUUAGAUACCUUAUGAAAUAUUACUUUUACAUCUACAGCAAAAAGCGUGAUUGAACGGCAGUUGUUUUAAGCAUUUCCAAACUUUAGCCUCGUUUUCAUAUAAAGCUUAAUGUGCAUUUUUUCAGUGCCCCUUAAAUACCCUCCUGCAGGAAUUACAGAAGUGCCGACAAUAAAACAUGUUCCUCAGGUCCCCCUCAACACUUCUACAGUAGUCGCUUGAAAUCAGCACAAAAAUCCUGUGGAACUCUUUUCGGCGACAUAUGCUCCCUGACUAUCAAGAAAUGGGCCCCUGGGGUUUGAAAUCAAAAAAGUUAAUUUAUAUUUCAAUUUAGUUUCACAAAGAACACCGAUAGAGGUUUCACUUGAAUGGUCUUACUUUUUCAUUCACAGACUCAAAAGGUAAAGAAAUAUAUUUAAUCUUUUUACUACCAAACGCUUUCCCAUUAACUAUAAGCAUGGCUGUUUGGAAACAGAAGGAACAGAAACUAGAAAUAAUACUUGCUUUAGUUUGUCCUAAAUCUUGAGUGAUGUGCUUUUGUAUGUUUUGUAGGUAAUCCUCUCACAUUUUUUGGCAUCAUUAACCGCUUGACAUUUCAAGCUAUCGGAAAUGCAAUCUUUUCAGUCGACAGUUUCUUUUUCUUGAGGUAUGGUAUAAUUAUUACAUAUCUACAUUGUAAAUAAUUAUAAUAAAUAAUGAUAAGUACUUAAUUAUCCCCUCUCCUUAAGAGGCUUUUCAGCGAUAAUAAUACAAAUGAUUUAGAUGGAAAAUAACAUUGAUGGUAAUUAAGAAUUCAGACUGGUAAAAGGCAAUUAACCAGUUGGCUUUUCACAAGCCUGGCAGAGGAUUUGAACUCGAACUAAGAGAGGUUCCAGUAUAACGCUUUGACUGAGAACAUUUUUGGUGUUUUGGGAAGGUGGUCGCUUAUGGGAAGUGGUCGCACGUGGAGGUUCGAUUGUAGCAGGAGUAAGGUGUAAUGUGACAGGAGAAUACUUUGAAAAAGGCUCUACGUCUGAAAAAAAAAUUGUCAUUGGCUACCGAAGAUUAGCGUGAGAUUUCUGGGUAGUAAACCGAGAAUUCUCCGAUCUCUUAUGGCUAAUAAACACCCUGUAAUGUCCACCAUGUAUCUGGAUUUUAGCGUGUAAUGAAAACCAAAACACGUGUUUCUUAUUCUGGAAUACAGUCAAUCGAAGGCACCCAAAGUGUCUUUUCUGAGGAGGCAGUCAACUGAAGACUUACAUGUACCUUGAUUCUGCUGUACUUCUAUUGUACUCAACAGCGGCCUCUUAGUUGCAUAUUUAUAUCUUCGGCACAUGGAGAAAAAUAAUGGGCAGCUUCCACUCUUUAAUUACUAUUUUCAUCGAUUUUGGAGGUGAGUGAACAGCAGACAUGCUCUCCUUUUUGAUCUGGGUAAACAUCGUUUAGGCAAAGUUAAAUUUGAGCAAAUGCAGCCAGCAGUCUUCCUCAUCUGCAGUACGUGACCUUUGGGGUGGCCUCCAGUGGUUUUGCACUGUUUCAAGAUUCAUUGCUUUUCACGUGCAGUGUUAUCAGCUGAUCUUUGUGGAUCAAAAGCUUAGCUAUUCUGAAUCAGUGCGGAUUCUUGUACCCUCUUCUCCCUCCCUCUUUUGCAUUUGGUUGCCAGGGUAAGUAUCCUUUUAGGUAAGUUAUUUCCAGUGAUUUUUUCAGUGUGACGUUCGUUUGGGUGGUUAGCUUGUUCCAGGGUUGCCAUGGAUGCCUUCCUUUGGCUAUGGCAUUUGUCUCCCCGCUAGCCUUUAAGGCACAAGUUCCCAAGCUCAUCUAUUUGUUAUGAGUUUAAUUAAGGUAAAAUUUACCAGCCAUCAGCGUGUGUACUUUUAAAAGUAAUGUUAGUCUGCUUUGCACGAAAAAUCGGAGAAUUCUUGUGAAAUUGCCCCAGUAAUGCAAAUUUAAACUCAUCAUUAAUGGAUGAGUUUGGGUGCUGGUGUUUACAAGGCUAGUAAUUAGCUGGGUAAUGCUCUAGCACGAGAAAGGGAACCCUGGGAGCAACCCCCACAAGGCAUCGUCACGCUCAACCACUCAGUAGAAUACUUAACCACCAAUACUUACCUAGGUGACCCCUUAAUUGAUAUAUUUCAUUUUAUAAAUCCUCAUUGUAUUGCAAUAACUCAAGUCCACUCUCUUGUGUCAUUUAUAUAGAUCUAUUUUCCUUUUCCUUUCUUCUACUUAAUUUCUUCCUAGUUACAAAUUACUUUGUUUUCCUCUGCCCGCCUCAAUUAGCUAAGCUAUUUGCCAGCAGAAGAUGUUUGUGUGUAUAUAUAUAUGUUUUAUUUUAAUUUAAUUUAAUUUAAGUUGUAACAUUUGAAGAUCAACAAACUUCAAUAAAAGAAGGAGGUUGGGAGAAACGCAGCACUAAAAUGGCAUGCAAUUAACAAUGCUAUAGGAAAAGACACUUUGCAAGCAAAUAACUGCAUAAAAACAAGACACCAUACAAUUGUAGUGGGGAAAACUGCUAACCAGCGUUGUUUCGAGGUUAAAUUAAUUACAUUUAGCCAGUAAAACGUGAAGUUCGUAAUACUAGUUAUAACAAUACUAUCUGGCGCGGAUCCACACCGGUUUCCACCGUUUGACGGAAAUUGGUCACAUUUUUUAUAAUAAAUAUAUUUUUAAUAAUACAAAACACUUUCCAAGUUGAAAACUGGCCAAUAUCCUGUCUGAAUGACUUGGAAACCCAGGAAAGGGGACUUUAAGUAGUAAAAAUCCAAAAAAUUUCUUGGGGGAGCCCGCCCCCAGACCCCGCUAUUAUUCAGUUAAUGUUUUGAACAGUCAGACAUGUCUUAACUAUGGGGAAUAUGAUUGGCCAGGUGAGUGUAGCCUGCCCUACCUAGUCAACACAAUCCCCUCUCCAGGGUUUCUCGGUUGCAGCCCUCUUGUACUUUUGACAUCAUUUUCCAGGUAUUGCAAAUUAAAGUCUUCCAAAUUUAGUCUGAACAAGCUGGUUAUAAGAAUUAGCCAUGUGAUUUAAGCCAAUCAGAAACAGAGAAAUAUUUCGAAUGGAUACUAAUAAUGAUAAUAAUGAUGAUGAUGUCAGUGAUGAUGAUAACAGUUAUAAAUACAGUCGACUCCCGAUAACUCGAACGUUCAAGGGAAAUCGAAAAAGGUUCGAGUUAUCGGGAGCUCGAAAAAAAUAGCCGGGAGUAAGCAAAAAAAACAGUUUUUACUGCACAGUGAACAUUUUAAUCACAUUUAAUUGUAGAAAUGUCAAGUGAAAAUAAAAAGAUACUUCUAGAUCAUAAAUCAGAACGUAACAUAACAAAACCUUGGUUAAAUAGAGCAUGCGUUUAAUGUUUUGAGAAGUAAAGCUGUUUCACGUUAGAUUUGUGACAAACAACAUCAACCUCCAAUUGUAAACUAUAUGCCUACAACACGUCAAUGGGAAAUUCAAAAUUCAAUGUUUGGGACGCCAGUGGACUGUUUUUUCCCGACUUUUAAGGGCUCAAAACAUGGUUCGAGUUAUCGAGGGUAAAAUUAUGUAGAAAUGAUCUGAGGGGAAGCAAAACCUACUUCAAGUUACCGGGAGGUUCAAGUUAUCGAGGGUUCGAGUUACCGAGGGUAAAAUUACAGUAAAUGUAUGACGGAAAUCCAGGGAAAAUCGAUUUUGGUUCGAGUUAGCGAGGGUUCUAGUUAUCGGGAGUAAACUGUAGGUGCAAGUGGGUAGCAGCUCUUGGUUAAAGUUUCUAAUAUUACUUGUAUCACUAAUACUCCGCAGAUUGACUCCAACAUACAUGUUUGUUUUGUUGUUUUGGGACAAACUGACAGUAUUUCUUGGUGAAGGCCCUUAUUGGCAAAACAUUCAUCAGUCAAAUAAAGCUUGUAACAAAUACUGGUGGACAAAUCUGCUCUACAUCAACAACUUUUAUCCUACACAAAAGGGUGCUUCGGUGAGUUUUUGACAUUAUUGUUCUAUUGUUUGUUUUAAAUUUUGACGAAUAUGUUUCGCUGGAUCAUCAUUUCACAACAGAAAACUUGGGUAUUUAUUUUAUUACCAGCAGCAUAAAAUGCAAAAUAUCAAAUUCAUUGUCAUGUUAAUGUGAUAGAUGAGAGGAUAACAGUGCAUGUCCUCUUUACAUACUUUUAUAUUGCCGUGGAAACCUCAAUAUAAUGAAGGGCCAAGGGACUGACAAAGUGUAUUCGCUAUAACUAUUACUGGGGAGGGGGGUUGUUUAUGCCUCUCGUCUCCUCUACCUUGCAUUUCCAGCUAGCACACCUUUUCUCUUGGCCUCCACCCUUUUCCGCUCCUGUUUCCCAUCAUUUUAGAACUCCCAUCUUCUGCCCUUUCCUCUCCUGUGCCCCAAGCCCCUCCUGUCCCUAUUCUCCCAGUCCCUCACCCCCCACCCCCUGUCCCACUAGUGUGGGUUCUAUAACAUUUCCGUCAAAUUAGCUAAUGAAAAAGUGAUGAAUGAGAGAAUGCCAAUCGCUUAAUGCCCAAUGACAUGAUUAUCUGAACUGAGAAAAUGUCUUUAUCAACCAGUUUUUUAAAGACACUGGUUCAUGGUGAAGCUGGAUUUUGAAUCCAGCCUCCCGCUGAAACUGAGUCUGGCGCUUAUCCAAUUCAGCUAAUAUCAAUGUACUUUUCUCCACACUAGUUUUUGUGCAUUCCUUGCUUUGCGGAUAAGGUAGUGUUGUUAAUCGUCAAAACCCCUAUGGUUAAUAUUAAUAACAUUUUGCAUAUUAUCUUGACCAAGCAAUUUGGUUGUAAGCAUGAAGAAUUCAAUUCUGUUAAAGACCGUUGAAGUUUCCAAAGGAUAAAAAAAAUAAUCAAAUUUUUAUUUAGUCCUAGUGCCCUUUUUUUCUAUGGCAUUUCAAAUGAUUUUGAAUGAUUUUGAUCUCUCUACUCUUUUCAGUGUAUGGAAUGGACUUGGUAUCUCGCUAAUGACAUGCAGUUCUAUAUAAUUGCUCCGGCUAUCCUUUUCAUGGCAUACAGGUAACGUGUUGUGGCCGCUUACAUGUAAAAAAUAGUUCACUUUUCUAUAGUUAUUACAGUUGAGGCUCCAUUAAGCAGCCCAGGGCUGUCAGUAAGGGCCGGUAGCUAGUUAGCCAUCCUUAGCCAGCUACUUUCAUCUUCUUCCACCAUAACUGCUAUUAAAAAUUAAGCACCAUCGAAUAAAAUUGCUAAACAUCCGUUUCCCAGUUUUGAAUGUUAUUGAAUACAUAUUUAAACAAGGGGUGAAACGUUCGAACCGUGCGAUAUCGUGGAACGGCUGGGACAUUUCAACGGCAGUUCCCAGUCUUGCGUGUAUUCUGAUGAAACAACAUGGCAUCUGCGGUGGAAAUACCUCUUGAAAUGCCCUGGAGACGCGGUGAGGGUGACAAGAGGAAUGAGUUUGCGGAAUGUCAUGUGACAUGGUUUGCGGAAUGACAUAAUUAUGCGGAAUGUAAUAUACGCAAAUGACCCAAAGAAAUAAAUUAAACUGAAAAGUGCGUCCUUUUUUGGCGCCAAUCAAUUUGCCAACGCAACCACUGUGUUUAUGUUGCGAGCAUACCAUGACACGAAGGCUCAUUGUCAAUCAGCCACAAAGAUUUUUCUUGCCUUUAUUAGUCGAGCUGCAUGCAGCAGCACCGAUACCACAUCACGAAAGUCGGCCAUUGAAGAAAAGAUGUUUUGGAAGGUCACGCUCCUUUCCAGGUCCCUUCUACUUUACUCUUUUUCUGCAAAAGUUGUUUGCUCGAUUAAACGUAGGCCAUCCCCAUAAAAUGUUUCGUUUCCCGUCGCCCUCCCUCUCGUGAAGGUGGGUCGGUCGGUCGGGCAAACAAAAAAAUGAAUGAACACAUGAUUGUAUAUUAAAUCUCACGUUUAGUCUGCAAGAUAUAAUCAGAUGGUAAAAGAUGUAUAUUAACAGGACUAUCAAAUGUCUAAAAAGGCUACAAAAACGAAGUAUCAAUGAUAAUUUAAGACAAUUGGUGUUAAUAAGACAAGAUCGUGUGCUUGUAAUUUAAAGUACUAGCUUCUUUACAAGUGAUUCUGGAAUAUUUGUUUUUUUACUUUUCCGAAAAAAUGGGUCGGUCGGGCGAUGGGAAACGAAACAUUUUAUGGGGAUGGCCUUAUCAGUUUCUUUUUACCUAUAUUUGUAUUUGAAGUCGCGUGAGAAGUGUUACUUUUUCAGACGGUGGGUUACGUUAUCGUGACAUAAUAUUCAGAGAUGAAACGGAUCUUGUAUUUUGUUUCCUUGGCUGCGUGGUUACGUUUCCGGCACGCGAAGCUAACAGCUAGCGGAGAAGGGCGAGUUCGAAUCCUGCCAAUUGAGUGUGUCUUUUUUUCCCCUCCCUACCGUUUUACCAUUUUUUCGCGAUCAAACGCAUACACUCACUUAAACAACGAAGGUGUAAAGACACGCGGAAAGGCCGAAAGAAGACAGAGAGCAGUUCGCGUCACUUGAUUUCUGGAUCCCAGAUUAAUGUUUGACUCGGAGCGUUCAUUUUGUCUCAAAUAUGGUCUGAUUCUUCCACCGUAUUAAUCAAUAAUCCUUAGAAUUGUAGCUAGCCCGACAAGCGUUCUUUUCCCUCUAACGUUUUGACAUUUGACUAUAUUAUAACGGUGGGCAGAAAGAGAGAAAGUAUUGUCGAAAACACAAAAAAUAAAUUAAGUCUUAAUUAAGAAUUAAAGACACGAAUGCAGUAAAGCUUAUAUAUAGCUACUUUCUGUUCUGCCUUGUUGAUUUGCACCAACAGUAAUAAAUUGACCAACAAAGCAGCUGCUCACUCAAAUUAUUGGCGCCAAAAAAAGGCGCAGCGAAGACGCGCGAAUGCUUUUCAGUUUAAUUUAUUUCUUUGCGCCAUUUUCCAUAUUUUACAUUCCGCAAGCCAUGCCACAUGCCAUUCCGCAAACUCAUUCUGCCUUUUACCCUCACCGCUGGAGACGCCAUUUCCGAGACUCUAAAUGUCAAAAUGUCCCUACAGAAGAUGCCUCAGCCCUCAAGCACUUGUGCCUUUGGUGCGAGUUCCCAAAGCCGCCUACUAUUCAUUAUCAGCCUGCUACUUAAAAACUUUUUGACAGCCGUGGACAGCUACCUAUUAAAUGGCUACCCUCUAUCAAGCAGAAGUCCGAAAAAUAAUGAUAGAAUAAAAUUGUAAGUUAAACCUCUAUUAAGUAUCAGAACAAUAUAAUAAAGUAAUAUUUACAAUUUUAAACUAUAUCGUAUUGUUUACAAAUUAAAAACUAAAUAUAUGUCCACGAUAGAAAACUAUUUACAAUUAUGAAUAAUUUUGAAAGUGGCAAAAGGAAAAUUAAGCAUUACUAAGAAAAAAAAACUAUCAAAAAUCUAGGCCUAAAAUUAUGAGCGCAGAUGUAGACCAGCUACAGCGAAAGUGAAGUCUUCUGAGACCUCACGUGAUUUGAAUGGAUAUCUAGAACCUCUGACCAUCUGUGUACAGUUCUUAAAUGAAAGCUUAUUCGAAGCCAGGAAAUAACGCUGGCGUAGGGUUCAUUGUUCUUGGUCGAAAGCUUAUUUGCGAGAGUUCUUAAAAAGUUGUGACAGUCGAGUCCCAUGCCCCCGUUUGUACUAAGCACCAGUGGUGUAAAAGAACCCAUCUCUACAUCCAUCAUUUUGGCCGUCCCAACGAGUGCUCUCCUAUUAUUUUCUUCUCUGUUAACCCUUUAAACCCUAAGGCCCGUUUCAAACGCCGAUCUUUUCAUGAGCCUUUCUGUGUGUGAGUUCCACAAACUGAACCCUGGUUAAAGCACUUUAUUCCCUGAAUACUGCUUCCUGUACUUGCUCCAAAAAUGUCACUUUAAAUAUACAGUGUACGUGUCCUUGUACUUGUACUUGUACGUUGAAGAACUGUUUGCUCUUACAGAAAAACAACAACAAAAAAAUGGCGCCUAGCUCUACCAUGUGCUCUCCGGUCACAUGACUAUCAUGUGACCGGAAGUGCGAACCAAAACGCAGAUAUGCAAAUAAAAACAAAAAAAAAGGGGGGAAAAUAAAACAAAUAGAAUAAAAUAAACUGACGACGGUCGGUAGUUACACCGGCCCCUAAAUGAGAAUGCACCGACAGCAAUCUCAUUUACAAACAUAAGCUACCGACUACAACUAAACACAACGUUAUAAAGGAAUGAUUAGAAUCACUGUUCAUGACUAUCAAAGCCAAUGUUCAUAUCAACGUUCAUUAAAUCAUCUCCUUGCACUGCUGCAAAGUCACUUAAACUGGUCCUACUCUAUCGGCCACUCCAUCCAUCUCCAGAAAACAUAACUUUGUAACUGGGCGUGUAAGUAUGGUGGUACUGGCUGCGGUCACAGGUUCUCUUCUGUACCGUCGUUUGGCACAUGUUGCUACUGUUGCACUUGUCUUCACCUUCGCUGCGCGCACCCACCCAUCGCGGCUCGCAAUAACUUCCACAACUCUUCCAAGCGGCCACUUCCCUCUGGAAAAGGUUUCGUCUGCUACAAGCACCAAGUCACCAAUUUGUAAAUUCCUUUUUGGCUCAGUCCACUUCUUCCUGUCUAACAGAGUGGGUAGGUACUCCCUCGUCCACCUACGCCAGAACAAAUUGGCAAGAUACUGCGCUUGCCUCCAAGCACGUCUGCAGGUGAGGUCGUCCUUGUCGAAGACCCCUGGAGGUACACUUGGGCACGGGCGCAGAUGCAACAAAUGAUUAGGGGUUAAUGGUUGUUCGUCUAAAGGACUGUCGCUAUUUCUAGAGAGGGGUCUGGAAUUGAGAAUAUUCGUCACCUCUGCCAAAACGGUUGAGAGGACCUCAUCGGAGACUACCUGCUCCUUCAACAUCGCUCGCAAGAUCUGGCGCACAGAACGUAUCAUCCUCUCCCAGAUGCCGCCCAUGUGGCUCGCCGCUGGUGGAUUGAAAAUCCAUUCUAUCAUCUUCUGUCCACAAAAACUGUUGAUCUUCUGCUGAUUCCAUCUCUCUAUGGCUUCCUUUAACUCCCUUUCUGCGCUAGUAAAGUUUGUACCUCGAUCACUUCUUAUCUGCUCAGGACAACCACGAAUACUGAUGAAUCUUCUGAGUGCAUUUAUCAUUGAGUCAGUGUCCAAGGAAUGGGCCACUUCUAUAUGGACCGCUCGCAUUGUCAAACACGUAAAUAGGCAUCCAUACCUUUUCACAUGGGAUCUGCCCUGCUUUACUUCAAUCGGCCCGAAAUAAUCGACACCAACAAAUGUGAAUGGUGGCUUGUCAGGGGUUAGCCUCUCUUCAGGUAAAUUUGCCAUAAACUGCUCUCCCGGGCGUGUGUUUCUUCGCUGACAGUCUAUACAUCUCCUUAACACUCGUCGCACUGCUGACCUUCCUUUGACCACCCAGAAUGUUUCUCUUAAAGAAGACAAAACACAUUCUUGACCCAUGUGACCCAAACUCUCAUGAUACUGCUUGAUAAUCAGAUCCGUCACAUGAUGCUUGUAGGGAAGGAUAAUAGGGUGUUUCUUCUCAUAAGGAACCGGGGCAAGUGCUAGUCGGCCACGAACCCUCAGCAAACCAUCUUCUAAGCGUGGGUUGAGCUGAUGCAACGCCGUUCCUGCCUUUCGAAGGACCCUUUUAACACAACCAUCUGCAUCGCAACUUCCUGCUGAUGAGAGAACCUCGAUGACUUGAGGGAAAGACACUUGCUGUACUUCCUUGAGGAUUUCCUUCUCAGCCUCCUGAAGCUCUGCCACCUUCAAGUAGCCAUAUUUCACGAAUGGCACUUCGCCGCUCUGGACUUGGGAUUCACUCGAAACUAAAGCGCUCCUCUUACUCAGCUGAACUUUCCGUAAAAGGUACGCCUUGUACCGCAACAACCAGGCUACAGCCCUUUUCAACUUCCACCAAGACGAGUAGCGUGCUAUUAAGGGCUCCAGGUAUUUACUUUGAACAACAACGGUGUAAAUCUGAGCCUCCUUCCUGACUUCAGGGUCGUCAUCUUUCAAUGCUGGAAUUUCAACCAUCCUUGGCCAAAGGCUCUCAUUUCCCCAAAGAAACUCCGGACCUCUCAACCAACGAUCAUUUUUUAACAUGUCAUCCAAUUUAAGUCCCUUUGAGCCAUCAUCUGCAGGAUUAUUAUCUCUGUUUACAUAAUGCCACUCGGAGUAGGACGAUCCAUUAUGUAUCACCGUCAAACGAUUGGAUUCGAACGUGUGGAAUCUUUUUGAUUCGUUGCUGAUACACUUCAACACUGACAUUGAAUCGGUCCAGUAGAACACUUUCUGGAAGUUCAUAUCCAGUUCUUCACGGAUAAUCUUAGAGAGUUUCACGGAGAUGACUGCAGCUGUCAAUUCCAACCUUGGAAUUGAAAUCUCGCGCACUGGGGCUAACCUCGCCUUUCCCAUUACGAAUGCACAAUGAAUUCGACUGUUCUCGUCCUUCACACGGAGGUAUGCAACCGAUGCGUAUCCUUGACGAGAUGCGUCUGAGAAAAGGUGUAACUGUACUUCUCUUACUUCGCCAAACUCUCUGGGUCUGAAACAACGAUCUACUUGCACUUCCUGUAACUUGGGAAGAUCAUCCAGCCAUCGCCUCCACUGGAUUUUCUCAGCCUCCCCAAUGAGAUCAUCCCAACCAACGUUCUUUCUACUAAGGGCUUGCAACAACAGUUUGGCUUUCAUGAUGUAUGGUGCAAUAAAACCCAGGGGAUCAAAGAGAGAAUAAACGGCUGACACUAUUCCUCUGCGUGUCAUUGGCCGCUGAUUAGCAACUUGAAGGAUCUUCUCCAAGACCUCCCACCCAAAUUUGUCUUCCUCUGUGUUCCAUUUGAGACCUAGAGCAGAUUCGGUCGGCAGUUUCUCCAAGUCCAAGUUUGCAAAUGACUUGGCCCUUUCAGAUUCUGGAAUCGCUGCUAGCACAUCUCUGUCAUUGCUAUACCACUUUGUCAAAUGGAAACCACCUCUUCUUAGUAGCUCCUGGAGUUGACUCACCAGCACAACUGCCUUCUCGGUAGUGUUUGUUGACUUCAUCAUGUCGUCCACAUACAUGUUACGCUUCACCGUUUCCACUGUCUGUUCCUCGAACCCUUCUCCAUGUAACUCGGCGGUUUUUUUCAAACAGAAAUUAGCAAUACUCGGGGAAGAUGUGGCUCCAAAUAGGUGCUUCACCAUUCUAUAUUCUUCCAAUUCUCGAGACAAGUCUCCAUUGGGCCACCACAAAAAUCUAAGUGCAUCACAGUCCUUAGGUUCCACCAACACCUGAUGGAACAUCGCUUCAAUGUCAGCUACCACUCCAAUGGGCUCUUGUCUAAACCGACUAAGGACACCCACUAAUUGAUUUGUUUGAUCAGGUCCCUGUAAAAGUUGUUGAUUCAAUGAUGUCCCUCCGUACUUGGCAGCACAAUCAUAAACUACUCUCACUUUGCCGGGUUUUAAGGGGUGAGUAACGGGAUGAUGAGGUAGGUACCACACCGGUCUGUCCUUUAUCUCUAACUCUUCAUCGGGAGCCUUUUCAGCGUGGCCACUUUCAAUGUAAUCAGCCAUUGUUGUCUUGUAUUUCUCCAACAAGGCUUCGUCUUUCAGGAGUCGUUUCUUUAGAAGCAAGCCUCUUCGCUCUGCAACUACCCUGUUGUUAGGUAAAAAUGGUGGCUCAUGUCGCCAAGGCAGGGCAACCUGAAAGUGUCCAUCUACCAUCUUAAGAGUUCUCUCCAUUAUUUCUAGGGCCCUUUUGUCUUCCAACGAUGCACAAACUCGCGUCUCGACUUCACAGUUUUCAAAAUCUGUUCUCCACAAUGCUCAUCGUCCCGAGCUUGACGAUCAAUUUCAUCUAUCUGUAAACGAUGCUUGGGUUCACUGGCAUUACAUUCUAAUUCAAGGACACAGUUCAUGUCUGCAACAUUCUCUUCAUAGGCAUCUUCACUGUUUAGCCCUGUAGACAACACAACACUCUUCUUGUGGUCUUUGCAAAGAACAUAAUCUUCAAAAUCUAAACCACCUGCGCACACAACAGAGCUAUCUUCCAUACGUAGGUAGUUGACUGAGCGUUCGGCAGUACAGCUUUCUCCGCCAACAGGACCUAUCACCGUCCAUCCCAGGCUGUACCUAAUUGCUACUGGUUCUCCUUUGCCACCAGCUCGGCAUUCUAACGGCAAGAACAAGCUCGGGUUGUCUUUAAGACCAACAAUUAACAUGACACUUGUGAUGUCCAACUGUUGUAACUCAAUAUCACGCAAAUGAGGCCAAUUUUCAAGGUCCUCCUUCUUGGCUAUACAGCUCUCAGUUAUAGGCAUACGCUUGACUGUCCUGACGCUUGAAAGUUCCACUGUCACUGAUUCAUCCAUUGACAUCACCACAAGAUCUACUUGUUGACUUUCCACUCUGGCUGAGCCCGUCAUCCCUGCUAAAGUGAAGUCCAGCCUCGUGCCGCUUGCACCCAAUGUCUCCUUCAACUUUUCAUGGCAAAGAGUCACUUCUGAGCCACUGUCCAACAACGCAUAUGUUUCAACAGGUAUCAAAUUGCUACCUUUGGCUAGGACCUUCACUGGAACAACACUAAGACAGACUCGCUCGCCGGCCCCAGUUGCAGCAGUUACGGCAGCACCUUCACUAGUUACUCCACUGGUUUCACUGUUGGUGUUUGCCCUUGUUUCUUCCUGAUUAAGCUGGCGUGGAUUAACACUUGGUGGGGUUGAAUCUGCUGGAGGGGGGUGUAGCAGUGUGUUGUGUUCCUUCUUACAUCCAUUCACUUGACAUUUGAACUGAGUUUUGGGGCAGUUUCUUGCAAAGUGACCGCUCUGGAGACACUUGAUACAAAGGCUUUGUUCAUGCACUACUUUCCAUCUGUCUUGAUGAGAUUGCUUCUUAAACUUAUCACACCUCCACACACCAUGCUGACCACGACAAACGGUACAAGCAGGCAUUUUUUGGUUGUGUCCCCCAUCUCCCUGUCGACCUCGGACACCUCCAGAUAGUGACACAAGUCUUCGAGGAUUUCGACCUCGUUGGUCUCUCCGAUUCACAUUCUCCCUUUCCUUCGAAGGAGCAGCGUUAAGAUCCUCUCCAAACUCAUUAUUAACAAGCGCAGCUCUGUCCUUUAAGUGUUUAAGGAAGUCUGCAAACUUAGGUUUCGAUCCAAAUGAAAUAAUCCUUCCUGCACAUUCUGUCCACUUGACCCUCAUAAACAGUGGCAGCUUCUUGUUCAGUUCCCUUAACGUAUUCGUGUGAUUCAAAUCACUGACGUAUUCAGGCCCCAUGCCUGACAGUGUUCUAUUGGCAACAUCUAAAUGGCGGGCAAAUUCAAGUAAACUUGCUCCAUUCGCCUGUUUCAAGGGAGGUAGGUCUUCCAACCUCUUGAUAUGUGCUUUGGCUAUAAUGUGAGGCAGUCCAAAGUUUUCGCGUAAGGUAUUCUUUGCUACAUAAUAUCCCUCGUCUACCGGUAGAUUCACACAACUUUCAAUGGCAUCCCUUGCCUUGCCAUAACAGUGUUGGAUUAAUAGCUGUAAUCUCCUGGAGUUGUCGGGGUUAUCUUUCUCUAAGCAGGUUUCAAAAUUGUGCAUGAACGAGACAUACUUUAUGGGGUCUCCAUCGAAUCUCAUGUACUCAAUCCUUGGGGCAGAAACAACUUGACGCAGUGCUUGUACUAUCUCUGCUCUGCUAUCUGGUGUCACCGAUACUGGUUCUCGCAUAUAACAUUCUGCUGGAACUGCACCAGGGGUCUGGGACCAGGGUACCUGAGUUGGCCAUUGUGAGUACUCUUUGGUGUUAAAGUGGGUUGUUAGUGGUGUCUGUACUUGUUGUGAUAAAUUUAGCACUGAUGGAUUUACAGGCGGAUUUCUCAAUGCUUCAGUGUCCUUUGCGUUAUUCAGUUGCUCUGUAUGUUUACCUGUUCCAGCUUCAUCAACAUAAACUGUAUGCUCGGUUUCUGAGAACACUGGGUUGGGCACUGUAACGCUUGCUGACUGAAAUGUCUUAGCAGCUGAAUUCAUGAUUCUCUCAUUGACUCUUAAUGCAGGCACCUGCUCCAGAGGUGCAAGCUCUUGUACUAGUUGUUCGUGUGGCUCGAUUAGCUGCGACUGAGCCACAUUCUGUGCCUGAUUCCCAUGUGGAUGUAAGGUUUCCUCAGGUAUAAACUCUGCUAAACGCUCCCUAUACUGACUCUUCCUGCAUUGAUUCUCAAACUCUUCAUACACAUUAAGACUCGCUUUAGCCCGCUCUUCCUCCAUCUUAGCCUCCAACAUGUCCUUCUCAAAUUGAAGCUCACUUAAUUUGCGUUGUAACUGUUGUUCCUGCAGCACUUGCUUGGUCUUCAGUUGGGCUAGGGCAAGUUUUUCCUUUUUCUUCGCCACUGCUAAUGAAGCUGAACUUGAGCCAGUUGACCCGCUUUUCGUACUCUUCCUUGACUUUCUUGGAUAGGAUUUUAAGUCAUUCUCUCGUUUCUUAAUACUAGAUGUGACUUGGAAUUUCCAUGUUUCAAUUUCAUAGUCAAAUGUUGCUUUCUUUGACAUCUGCUCCUUAUAGUUAGCGUCAGCCCUUUCAACGUCUUCACAACGACCAAGAACAUCAAGACAUUCAAUGUACUCUUCAUGGGUGUUCACCAAUCUCCUCCAAGCUUCUUCAUACGAAUCUCGCUUUAAUUGUAAGUCCUCCAAAGUUCCACAGUUCUCAAUUAUGCCUUGAAUGUUCCCUCGCAGUCUCGUGAGGGUUGCAACAUAACCUGCACAGGAAUGUUUCAAUGUGUUUGCCCUCUCAGCUGUUCUACUUUCAAAAUCUAUAUUAGAUGGUACUUUAACUUGGGAACUUCUUCUUAAUUGGGUUCCAAGUCUGCCCUCUGACAGAGUUUCCUGGACAUUUUGUUGUUCCAGUUUGUCAGCAACAGGCACUGAUCGAACAGACAUUUUGCUCCACUGUACUAUUGGCCACAAAACAAAUAAACUCCAAACACAAACAAGAUGGCUAUUGUCACAUACCUUAGACAUCCACUAUUUUCUCUGAUAGCAAAUAAGUAAUAUAAAAGUCCCACACAAGUCUCAAAGGUUGUACAUGUAAAACAAUUCUCGCAAAGCAACGAGCGUGAUGCAGUGUCAAAUGACACGAAAAUUGUACGCAUAAACCAAUGUUCUCCCCGAGAACAAAACGAUCCAAAACGUUUCCAAACAACUGGAUGAGCAACAAAUCCACACGUGAAUAAGACCAAUCUCUGUUAGAGUAUCGUUCUCCGCGAAGAAUUGAACUAGACGUAAGCUUGAAUCAUCCGUAGACGUGGACACAAUUCCAAUGAACGCGACAAAGUUCCAAAUGCGACAAAUCACAACAAAUUCUUGUCAAAUAAAUGUUCUCCCUGAGAACAAAUUCCAAAUGCAAAUGCGACAAAUAACAGACAAAUCCUUACUUGAUGCCGUGCUUUCCUUGAAAGCAAGUUCCAAAUCCGAUCAAUGAAACUCAAACUUGUCGAAGCUGUGUUCUCCCUGAGAACCAAAACAUCAAUCGAUUCGGCGAACAGUUCUUCAACUGUGAGUUCCACAAACUGAACCCUGGUUAAAGCACUUUAUUCCCUGAAUACUGCUUCCUGUACUUGCUCCAAAAAUGUCACUUUAAAUAUACAGUGUACGUGUCCUUGUACUUGUACUUGUACGUUGAAGAACUGUUUGCUCUUACAGAAAAACAACAACAAAAAAAUGGCGCCUAGCUCUACCAUGUGCUCUCCGGUCACAUGACUAUCAUGUGACCGGAAGUGCGAACCAAAACGCAGAUAUGCAAAUAAAAACAAAAAAAAAGGGGGAAAAAUAAAACAAAUAGAAUAAAAUAAACUGACGACGGUCGGUAGUUACACUGUGUUUAACAGUCAUUCUUUAGGUAUGCAAUGUAUGUAUGUUUUUUUUUCUUUUUUUUUUUCUUCUUAUGGUAUGGAAUUAUUAUUUUAUAUCCGCGCGAUGGUUACCGCCUUUGCGGAUUAAUAAAGUAAAAGUAAAAGCCGAACCUAAUUCGAAUUUAGGCCGACCCAAACUAUUUAGACCGCCUUAAUUGAUUCAGACAUCGAUCUUAAUUCCAGCCGAACUAAAUUCAAAAGGAGAAAAAUGCUCAUUUCGGUCGAACUGUUUGCAAAAUAUGUUAUAAUAAUGUAUCCUGUGUAUGCAUUAGGUUCGGUACAUGGAAAGUUUGGCGUCUGAAUCAAAGCCGUUCCAAAUUGAAAUAGGCGUUCCUAAUUGAUUCAGACGCCGAACUUGUAAUGUACUCAAUUCAAAGUAUUAGGUUCGGCUCAUGAAAAGAUCGGCGUUCGAACCGGGCUUAAGAUCCAAAUUUGAAUUCUUAUUUGUUGCCUCUAUUCAUUUCCUAUAGAAGUAGUGGGGAGAAGUUGAGAAAAUAUCAAGCAAAUUCAUCUUGUGUGACCAUGUCCGUAAUUCUCAUGACCACUCUUUUUUACAAAUCAUUGAUAUUACAAGGAGAAAUUUGAUGCUGAUCACUCUCAGGGCUUAAAGGGUUAAGGUAAAGCGGCCAGGUGACAACUGAUUGUGGACCUGUAAUAACAUUUCAAAAGUAGGUUGAGUUUGAUCGCCCGGGUGAACGUAGUCCUGAAUCAGGACUGUUGUUGUUGACAGUGACCAGGACAGUGACAGACAUUUCGAUAACCUGUGCGGUAGUCAUCCUCAGAGUCAAAGUGAGUUGUAUCACGUCAAUACUCUUGUUGUAGAUCUGAUUGGUCAAUUACGUCGCGAUGUUAUUGGUCGUCUGUCAGUUAAGCCGGCUUAACUGACAGACAUCUUAACUGACAGACGACCAAUAACAUCGCGACAUAAUUGACCAAUCAGAUCUAUAACCAGAGUAUAAUACCAUCAACUGACGUGAUACAACUCACUUUGACUCCGAAGAUGACUACCGCGCAGGUUGUCGAAAUGUCAGUCACUGUCAACAACAACAGUCCUCUUCAGGACUACGUUCACCCGGACGAUCAAACUCAACCUACUUUUGAAAUGACUCCUGGGUUCAACCUUUCACAAUAACAUUUCAGUUACAGACAUUGCCACCUUAGCCUGAGAAUAAAGGUUUCGCCAUAGUAUGUACUGUAGUAUAGUUGCUCAUUCAAAGUACGAAACCAAGGGUUAGUCAUCCCGAGUGUGGCUGCUUAAUGGAGGUUUAACUGUAACAAUAGUCUGCUACACAGCCGUUUUUAGUGUCGUCACGCCACGUUUUUGGGGAGGAGUGUUGCGUGACGACACUAAAAACAGCUGUGUAGCAGACUACUGUAACAAGGGAAGAUUUACAUUUUCCUUAAAAAAAUUUAAUGCCCAACUUAAUACUUGAAUUAAGAAACUACCGAAAAUGUAAAUCCAGUUCGUUAUCUUGUGUUACACGAUAAAUUACAUGGAUUCUUUACGCAAGUGACAAUUUCCUGUUUGCAUUUUUUUUUUAGCCUUUGACCAGGCUCUCCGCUUUGGGGUAGGUAGCUAAAAAUCGCACGGAGACGGCGAGAGAAAAAAUGGAAGUGGGGAGGUUGAGGAAUGUGGGAGAGAUUGCCCCGCCCUUUUCCCCUCACUAGCUUUGUCUCCAGCUCCUCGCGUGGCUCGCUUUGCUCGCGGAUGUUUUCCCUUUUUUCCCAUCUUGGAGCCAAGACCUAGGCUACAAUUUUUUCCACGUUUCUAACAGAGAAAAUACAAAUAGUUAUACCCCUAACAAUUAAAAAAAAGGUUUGUAACUACUAAUACGUUAUACCACUCAAACAUAGUCUAAAACAAGUAUAUAAAAAAAAAUUAGUCCUGUAAGGAGAGAUUUCCCAUGUAUUCUUUAUUUGAUUCGAAUUUCAUAUCUAGCUUUUUAAUAUUCCCUUUGAAGUUGUGUUAGCCGUAAUUUACAUUGAAUUUGCAUUGAGUUGUUUUAGUUCCCUUAAAUUAUACACAUUUUACUUCAAUGUUUACUUUUAAAGGGAUAAUUUGUUUCCGGAUAAUUAUACAGCUUAGUCACUGAAUAACUGGAGCUUUCGCCCGUUCAAAUACCAACCGUUCGUAGUUUUUAGCUUUGACAUUUUGAGGGAUCCUGAGCAAAGGAAACUCCAAUUAUUUUGCACAGCUUUACUGCUGAAUCUUCGUAGGUUUCCUAAAUUCACUUGCUUGACUGACAUUUAAUUUUGAGUUAUUUAGUUUAACAUAUGAACUUUUAAACUGAAUUUAUUCAGAUUUGUUUUCGCUGUUCAGCUGAUUUUAUUCAGCCUUCUUUCCUUUUGUUUUGUGAUGUUCUAAUGGGUUAAUCGGUUAGUAUAAAUAGAGCUUUGUUAUUCCUGGUUUUCGAUUUACAUUGCGGGCCGGAGUUACAUGCUUGUACGAUUUACGCUGCGGAUUCACAUGCUUGUACGAUUUUUACAUUGCGGAUUCAUCUGAUUGUAUGAUUUACGUUCACGAACUGAGGAUUAAACUGUUGAAGUCCAAGUUUGAGUCCUGUCCUGUUUCCAGUUGUAGCAGAUCCUGUACCUUGGAAUAGUGACGAGUUCCUUUCCCGCUAGCCAAGCGAGUUGCGACUUAGUUUUCCCCCCUGUUGUUCUGACGCCGAAGUCACUCGAGUUCUCUUUACGCUUAACUCCCCGACUGGUGCUUGCAACGGCAAAACCUAUCGUCACAGUCCACCUAAACAAGUUCGAAAAAUGUCACGAAACUAUAACACAGUUUGUCAUUUGGAGGGUCAAAUAUCUUUUACUCGCAUAUACGGAAAGAAAUUUUCACUUUGUGAUACCUGGAGUUUUUCUAAACAAAAUAUCCACCAGUUCCCCAUACGGUUUAUGCUUAAUAGUUUUAAAUUUCAGAUUUGUAUGGAGUAACGGAAUUCUUUACUUUUAAAUUGUAAUUUGUAAUUUUAAUAUUUUGGGGGUAUAUAUGAACUAGUUUUGUAAGUACUAGGCAAUAAAAACUUUUAAAAGUCGUAUGGGCAGGUGAAAUCGAUUCUAAUGUAAUGCUUCUGUUUUGUUAGGUUUCGUCUUGUGGGAAUGCUGAUUAUUGUUGGUGUGCUUAUGAGUGCCAGUUUUAUUACAACAGCCAUUAUAUACGCUCGCUAUGACCUUGCAGUCGUAGGGGCGAAAGCACAAGCUAACGAGUAAGAAUUGUCAUGAGUGUUUAAUCAUACUUGUCACCCCAGAAAUGUUCAUUUGCUCAGGCCCUCCAGUUAAGCACCGAAUAUUUUGCCCUGUUACAUUUAUUUUGUGAUUGUGAUUGGUAGCUGCGUAUUUGAUUUGCUUCAACGUCUUUUAUAACAUAGCUAGAAAAUUCGCCUAAUCAAAUUCAAUAGCGCGAGCGUGCUUCAUAUUCCUAUUGAGCACGCUGAUGACGUCAAUAAACUAUUCGUAAUUCCUCGAGUGGUUGUGAGCUUAGCAAUCCUGAGUCUCCUGAGUGCAUCCAUAACUCAGCAAUAGACAAGGAAGCGUUUACGAUGUGUUUUAUAAGGAAAUUUAAGAGGAAACGUUUGAAUUUGUUAACCGAUAGUAAGGAAAAGAGGUGAGUGUUGUUGUUGUUGUUGUUGUCAUCUCCGCGAGCUGUGCGGGCAAUGGCGUGAGUUCAUUCUUUGCAAACUUGUUUUCUCUCAAUAACAAUUUUUCGGUAAAUUAAUAGUUUUCCGGCACCUAAAUAUGGAUUUUAUAAUCAUUUUAGAGUACACUUUCUCUCAGUUUCAGGAUAAAAACAUAAGAUUAACUGUGAGGAAAAAAAUAUAUAGUCACGUAAACAUUGACGCGUACUGCUUUGAUCGCACCCUACAAUAAUAAAAUUAUAAGUUAACUGAUGCAUUGAUCGCUUUGAUGAUGUUAUAAAACAAUUAGUUCAUGCUGCAGCUGUGCGUAUGUCGAGUUAUUGAGCACUUGGGAAGUUUGGAGAGCACUCAAGAGGCUAGAGUUGCACUCGGCUGCGCCUCGUGCAACUCUUACGCCUCUUUCGUGCUCUCCAAACUUCCCGCGUGCUCAAUAUCUCGACAUACGCACGCUGACGCAUGAACUAAUUGUUAAUUCUACUAGUUUCCCUAAACAGCAAUUUAGAUGGCGGAGAAGGCCCUUUACGGGUGUUAACAUUUGGGCAUGGCCUGCAAGUAAGCUUCCUCGGUAGAACACUCCCGCACCCCCUGGAGAAAUUUCUCGCAGGUUACGUUUGGGGUGCCUCCUUCCUUCCUUCGCCAUAAUUCCCGACACCCGCCCCCAUGGUACUCUUGAAACCAAGGUUGUCACCCGUUUCUCCCUUGCUUGAUAUCAACGAUCUAUAAACAGUCUACCUUGCUAUCCUGACCAUCUCUGGGAUAAGGAAUUUCCGAUCAAUUUAGGUUUCUGGUAAACUGCCCACCUACCCGUCCCCUAAGUCAUCAUUUUACCCUAAGUGAGUGAGAAGUAAUUGUUAAUGUUAGCUCAGGGGAGGGGUAGUUGGACAGUUUCUUAGAAACCUAAAUUGAUCCGGAAUUUCCAAUAUCCAGCGCUAGCUAAUGUUUAAUUGCGAACACCUGGGGUACUUGCCAUUUACAUGGGAAAACUAGGAAAUUGCGGUUGGAAAAUCAAAUGGUUUGCGCCAUUCCGUUCGGGAAGCUUCAGAAAACAUGGGCUGUGAUUUGAGAGGAUGCAAUUUUUCAGUCUGUUCGGUAGAUUGAUUUGGAUAUAUUUUGUAGCGGGUCGGCCUCCAACACGUCAAAUUUUAUAGUUUUAUGUUUUUCCACCUUUCGGUCAUAUGCGAAUAAUUUUGUUGUUGCAGGGCUAUAGAUAUAGAUUCUGGCUCUCUAACUUAUGAGAAACCUUACUGUCGCAUUGCACCGUACCUUGUUGGUAUGCUGUUAGGAUACAUAAUUUUACACUUUAAGGACUGGAAGAUGUCUAAGGUAACAAGUUAAAACAUAUGUACAUACAUGACUUAUUUGUUAACGCAGGUCAGAAUACACCGCUAUGAAAACAGCCGACAUUUCCCGACGGCACCUCUGGUUUCCCCGCGCAAUGAGGUCUGAGAAACGAGCACAAAAAUUCCAUAUUGAUGACGCGUCACUGCCCAGAUCUGGAUAGCACUUCUGAUUGGUUGGAAAUUUGCUUCGUCCAAUCAGAAGCACUAACCAGAUCUGGGUAGUGACGCAUCAUCAGUAUAGAAUUUCCGCAGUCGUUCCUCAGGCGUCAUUUUGUAGGUAAACCAUAGUUGGCGUCGGAAAUGUCGACUGUUUUCUCAGUCUAAGAUUACACAUAGUAGAGACCUUUAGAUUCUAAGAAGAGUAUGACAACGAGUACGGGAUUUUCUCAGUCUCAGCACUAAGUAGUGCUCGCGGGUGAAGCAGCUUCAUUUUGGCGCGAAAAAGUGGUAGCAGUCGUCAUUUUACUACGAGUUUUAGCGAGAAUGUCGAAGUGGCGGGAAGAAGUCGUCAAAUGUUAGACGUUUAUCAUUUUGCGAUCGGGAGAGGGCGUAACCUCCUUCACUAAAGAUGACAGUGCUAACUUUUCUAAGGAAAAAUGGUAAAAUAAAGCUUUCCGGAGAGUCUAUAUUUUGAUAAUGCAGGAAAAAACUUAAAGUCAAAUCUCGUACUUGUAGUCGUCCUCGUCCUCGUCCUCGAAUCUUAGAGGGACAGGUUCACGGUUAAGUCCAUGCUCAUUAAUUAAAUUACUUUUUUUCAUUUAUUAUUAAUUCUAUCGAUUAAUAAUUCCACUCACAUCUAUCUCAGCGAUCUCAGAGUGUAUUUCAAAGUAGAAGUGUAUUUCAGAGUAACCUGAAGUGGGAUGGAGGAGUACUAAAAUCACAGGAAAAAAUUAGUGGAUUACGCCAACACUACCAACGUUAAAUUUAUUGUUGACUCGAAGGUUUUAUUCCAUCUUUGAUUAAUUUACGGUUAUUUGCACAUAAGUUGAUCCAGUGACUGCCAGGGGAGCGUGCAGAUUGGUUCUUCGACAUCAUUAUGACAUGAUCACAUUGCUUGCAUAGACGAUACAACAAGUCGCGGCAGAAAAACAGCAUUUUGAUAAAUGAGCAUGCGCCGAACCGUGAACCUGUCCCUUUAAGGUCUCCAGUUAGUAGAGGACACCGGUUAUGAAAGCUGGUAAAAUCAAAGAUGAAAACAACGGUGCUCCACUUUAUUUUGGAAGUUCCUUCACCGUGCUCAAUCAAUGCAAUGUUUUUAUAGGUCAGUAAGUUCAAAAUGAUAGAAAUGCUAAUGAACGUUGUGUACGGCCAGGUCCAAAAAAGAGAACAAAAACAUAUAACAAAGGAGUCUGUCAGGCUUCAUAACCAUUCCACUUGCGUAACUAUAGAUUACAUAAGCAAGGCAAAUGUCCUGAUGUGGUCUACUAGCAGUACAGUAAACACCAGCUUAUGAGAACGAGCGGAUUAAGAACAUCAGAUUAAACUUUGGCUAAUAAAGCACCAUAUUUAUAACAACCAAUUCAGCCUUGUUCUUAUAUAAAAAUGAAGAAAAUGCCACAACAAAAAACCAAUACAGUGACUCAGACUGCUGGUUUGGAGAACCAAGAAAUAUUAUAAAAUGUUAAAGCGAUUUUCACGUAUUUUCGUAUGACCUUGAAAAAUGGUUUCGAUAAAUGUUCCUUAUUUGUAUUAUCAGCCAAUGGGUGAAAAGAUCCAAACAUGGACUCUUCGUUUUCCCGUAAAAUAAAAGCCUAAUAUGGAGAAGGCAUUGUUUGAUUGGCCAGUUGUUGCAGUAUGAUGUCAAAGCGAAAUAUCGAAAGUUCUCGUUCGUGAAGAUUUUUCACCCGAACUUUCGCUUAACCAACCAAAAGCCACGCGCGUUUGUAUCCUUUCGAUAAACCAAUCAAAUCGCUCUAUUUCCGUUCGUUUGUUGUUUUCGUUUUGUUCGCGCGUUUUCAUUUCAAGGUUAUACGAAAAUCGCUCUAAAAGUACUUUUCAAAUGACUUGAUGUUGAGUUUUAUUUUUUAGUGCAAGUGAUAAAAUAGCCUGCAUAACAGGCGCUUUAUUAGCCGAGCGGGGCAAACGCGGCAUUUUGAGCGAAACGCGAAACGUGCGCGCACUUCGCUUUCUUUUUGCGUUUUGCGCAAAAUACCACGUUCGCCUCGUUUGGCUCAUAAAGCGCCUGGUAUGCAGGCUUGUGAUAAAACAAUGUAAACACAACCAGGUUCCUGAAACUUCUUCCCUCUCUUAGGUGCGUACAUAUAUAUUCAACGCUGCCGGGUGGUGUGUUGCGAUCGUUGUCGCUUUAUCCACGCUCUACGGUAAAUACAGUGCUGUGAGAAAGGACAAUCCAAAGCCCUUCACUCGCGCCGAAAAUAUCAUAUACGGGACCUUCUCACACUGCGCAUGGGGCUUGGCACUAGCUUGGGUGAUUUUUGCAUGUCAUCGCGGGCUCGGAGGUAAGAGUUGUUUUGACUCUUCCCCAGUCGUCUCGAGAGAGAGCGUCUUCCUACCCAUCAUCCCCUGCUCCCGCCGCGCGCGUUACGCGAAGACGACUGGGGGCGAGACAGGGUGUUGAUUCAGCUGAUUCAGUCAUUCACUAUUUAGUCUUUCAGUCAUUUUAAGUGUUACGGAAACACCUGCACAGUUGUCAUGUUUACCACUCGUCGGGCGUCGACAAUGAAUCUUCCGAGGCAUAGCGCCUCUUUAGCCCAAUAUUGGCCACGUAUGUAUUAAAAACCUUAACUUUAGACAUAUGUUUGGGCCGUUUGCUCAGUGUUUCAUUGACCUUGACUGUAAUUAAUUUCAAUGACUGUAAUUUUCUUGAGUUUUUCCCUAAAUAUUGUGUAAAAAAGAGAAAGAUGUGUUAAAGUUCCAAUAUCUCACCUUUUUGGUGGGAUAGAAUCGCAGUGUGUCUGAAUGGAGUAGAUUACCAAGUUGUACCAAGUUGUUUCUCAUAAUCUGCGAAUAAACGCCGCAUUCUUCUGAUUGGGUGUGGCGUUUAUUGAUAAUUUUGCUUCCAUCUGCGGCGUUUGAGGUUGUCAUCAAUUCAAGAGGCCGUUUUAUUGAGUAAAUACGGCAUUUGAUUGCACUAGAGGAGUGUGCACUUUACACUGAGCAAGUGCAAUACACUUUUUCUUUGCAGCUUUCGUUUGGUACCAUCUGUUUUCGUUAUUUUGGAAAAAAGAAAAUUUUGCAGAAUCAGGUUUGAGCUCAUUUCAAGUAAUUCUGUGGUUUUCUAUUUUGUAGGUUUGGUGGACAAAAUUCUGUCAGCUCAUUUCUGGAUCCCAUUAAGUCGACUGACUUACUGUGCCUACCUGGUUCAUCCUAUCGUCCUGCUCACAUAUCUCGCUUCGCAGCAGACUAAUUACGAUUAUUCAGAUGUCCAUAUUGUGAGUAGAACUUCCUCUAAUCUAGCUUACCGUUAACACUUGACUUUGGCCUUUGAAGUGGUGAAAGUCAAAAUGCGACCAAAAUUUCAAAAUUCAUUGUCAUUGUGAACAAACAUUAUCAUGUCAAAAAACGACCAAAGAGGUUUCAUUUAAAUGGUCGCACUAUAGGGUUUCGUCCACAAACUCCAAGGUUAGGGCUAUCUUACAAUACUCUGUCAUUAAUGUAUGAUAAUGAGUUUGAAACAAUGAAAAAUAAAAUUUAAACCAAGGAUAAAAUUGAACCACAACAUAUACACCAAGGUCUUCUUCCAUUUUAAGUUCGCGUUUGAGUCUGGGUCGAUGUUUUGCCGAAUUGCACCAGGGGACUGUUUUUCGGGGCCAAAGUUUGACCCAGUCUCUGGCUCAACUUUGUAAUAGCCAAUGAAAGAAGCGAUCGCAUACCUAAAACAAUCACAUGGUGAAGUUCGUCACAACACCGGCCCAGUUUCACGCUGGAACUCAAAAUGACCAACUCAUACAACACAACCUCGUUCCCAGGGUCCUCUCUUACUCAUCCUCUUGUCUUCGCUCCGGGGGACGAGUAAGAGGGAAACCCUGGCAAAGAAGUUGUACACAACAGUGAUUUUGGAGGCUUUAUUUAUGAUCUAUUUACUAGGAAUUAUUUGUGUUUUCUCUUUUUUCUCCACAGGCUUUUUUCUUUACUGGUUCGGUGGUCCUUUCAUAUGCUGCAGCCUUCAUUGUUUCAGUGUGUGUCGAGUUUCCGAUGAUACAACUGGAGAAGCUGAUUUUUAAAACGAAACGCUGAGUUCUGACGUCAAAUAAUAAAGGGUCUAUGUCAUGAGAAUAUUUGUUGGCUUCACACUAGAAGCGAAGUUAAUUUCAAGUAAGCACUUGAUUCAAGUUUAGUGCACUUGGAAAUCUUAAGUCGCUCUGUAGAAAACAUAGCUCAGUACACUUGUUGACAAAGUAUAUUACCUGAAGUAAAAGCUGUCAAUUCGUCCGUUCAUUAGAAUCUUGGAACCGCUACACGAGCACAUGGCACAUAACGUUUCCAUGGUCACCAAUUACGUUUACGUUUCCAUGGUCACGUUUCCAUGGUCACCAAGUAAAGUUGAAAUAGGUACAUUUUACCUCUUCACAUUCAAAGUAGGUUCUAAGUACACUUACAUUAUACUUGAAGCUCUAGUGUGAAGCCAACAAUUGCUGUGUUUGAUCAAUCCUGUGCAGAAGUCAUUACUUAUCGAUACUAAGUACCUUAAAGCAUACGCAAAGUUCUCCUGCAAAGUUAUGAAGAAGAAAUCAAACAAAUUUCUUCAGGGUGCACUAACCAUAAUAAUUUUUUGGUGAUCUUUGUAAACAUAGCAUUGUAACUUUUUUAAAAUGCUUUAUUAACCACAUAAAUCACAAAUUAUACAGCAAAGAAAGGGAACAAAAUAAUAAUAAAAUAAAAUAACUAACUUACACUUAAACUUACAAGUAAAGUAAGCAAUUAUAACAAAUAGUAAUUACAAUUGAGUAGGAAACGAGAGGGGAAAAUACCUAUUUUCAAACAAAAUUGCUAGGAGAUACAAACCAUUUCUUUUUAGAGAAGUGAGUUGUUUCACUAUGAACACUAAUAAGUCGUUCAGUUUCAUACUUUGCCACAAUCUUUACAUUUUCGGAAAGGAGGUGAUUUCUUAAAAUCUUAUUGAGCAAAAUGAUCUCGUAAACAAGUUUGUUCUUUCCCUCUUGAACCGUGAAAGGGGCAGAGUCCAAUAUCUUCAAGUGCAAACUGCGUUCGUGACAGUUAUUUUUGAAACCCUUGAGUCAAUUAGAUUACAGCUGUUUCGGAUAGCACCCGACCUGCGAUGUCAAAAACGUCUUUGGAUUUGGGGUUUUUCUGCAACGUCAAUCAAAAUCUUAAGAAUCGGCGCUUUCUCGCCUUCAGAUCUUAGCGGAUGUCUUAGGAAACAAAAGGUCGUGGUUUGUGAUUUGUGAUUGGUGGAUUUCGAUCCGUUUUGGGUGUUUUUGUGUUUCAAGGUUCGUUGCUUUUGAACUUCUGUGUUCGGUCGCAUGUUAUUGAAAGUGCAGUAAGUUUUAGCUUAGCUCUAACAUGGGCUCCUGGCUCUAAGUUUUUUUAUCUUCUUUAUACUAAAACAUGGCAAGUCUACUUGCUCAUAAGAGGCUAAUGGGGAUGUUGUUGGGGAUGUGCCGCUGGAUGUGGUCGCAUUUUCAUGACCGGAUUGACUAUAAUGGGGUCGUAUUUUCAAUAGAGUUACUAGAAUGGGGUCGCACGUUUUCUGAUUUUUUUGGGUAAGAUAGUUCUUCAUAUCUACGGUUAGCAAACGUACCAGAAUGUUUGUACUGUAGAUGAAAACAGGAGCCCAUAAUCCAGAGCGAGCAACUUCCAUACUAGGCCUAAGUCACGGCGUUUUUACGAACCAGUUUAUUUUUAGACACAUCAUAGGGCACUUUUUCCAGCGAAAAUAGAAUCUCCACCAUGUCUAUGAGCGCAUUCGAAGUAUAAGAUAUCAAAAACUAA